AUGCUGGACAUAUUCCGAGGCCUCAAGAGCCUGAUCAAGAUCUCUCACGUGCACAUCGACACAGCUGUGUUCCGAUUGCACUACAGUUUCACGGUCAUCCUUCUCAUCUCUUUCUCGUUAAUCGUCACUACCAGACAGUACGUUGGCAAUCCCAUCGAUUGCAUUCACAGUAAGGAUUUACCCGAGGACGUGUUGAACACGUAUUGCUGGAUCCACAGCACGUAUACGAUCACAGCGGCUUACAGGAAACGGGAGGGUUUCGAGGUUCCGUUUCCUGGCGUGGAUAACUCGAAAUCGCAUCCGGAGACGGAGAGGAAGGAGUACAGGUACUAUCAGUGGGUCUGCUUCAUGCUGUUUCUACAGAUCCAACGGCUCUCGGAGGAUACGCUAAUAUUUCGACUGCAUUAUCGCGCGACAGUGGCGCUACUCCUCGGCGGAUGCGUGACGCUUGCCUGCAAGAGCAUUUCCGGUUCCCCGAUUCACUGCGAGGCCUCUGGUUCCGUGGACAAAGUUGUUCUCGAGACUUUCUGCUGGCUCCAUACCACGUAUAGCAUGGUGCACGCGUUCAACAUGAGUCUGGGCCAGGCAGUGCCCUAUCCUGGUGUUUCCAAUAGCAAAGGCGAUGGAUUGAACGGGAACGUGCCGCAUCCGUUGGUCAAACAGCACAAAUACUAUCAGUGGGUCAUCUUCUUUCUGCUGUUGCAAGCGAUACUCUUCUACACGCCACGGUGGCUGUGGAAAGGGUGGGAGGGUGGCAAGAUCCACGCGUUGAUGAUGGACCUCGACAUUGGCCUCUGUUCGGAGGUCGAGAAGAAGCAGAAGAAAAAGAUGUUACUCGAUUAUCUCUGGGAAAAUCUUCGCUAUCACAAUUGGUGGGCUUACAGGUACUACCUCUGCGAAGUUCUCGCCCUGGUGAAUGUUAUCGGUCAGAUGUUUCUGAUGAACCGGUUCUUCGACGGUGCGUUUCUGACGUUUGGUAUCGACGUGCUCAGGUUCCUCGAGUCAGAUCAAGAGGACCGGGUCGAUCCAAUGAUUUAUGUGUUCCCAAGGAUGACCAAGUGCACCUUCUACAAAUAUGGCGUCAGCGGUGAGGUCGAAAGGCACGACGCCGUUUGCAUACUGCCCCUGAAUGUCGUCAACGAGAAAAUAUACGUUUUUCUCUGGUUCUGGUUCCUCUUCCUCGGCGUGCUCAGCUUCAUCACGGUUUUAUACAGG
Molecule: messenger RNA, 1215 nt
Organism: Eufriesea mexicana
Lineage: Eukaryota; Metazoa; Arthropoda; Insecta; Hymenoptera; Apidae
Gene: shakB
Product: Innexin family member shaking B
Exons: 4
Cellular component (GO): gap junction; plasma membrane
Molecular function (GO): gap junction channel activity
Source: RefSeq, a predicted model, not a curated record